UUUAACCGGGGAAAAAAGUGUGGAGAGGAGAAGCAGGGUAGGCAGCAAAGAGGGAUUAGGUAAUCUUUUUCAUGGAUUUUUGAGAUCUAGAGAAGUUAAAGAUACAGAUUGAGUGGUUCACUGUAUCAAAGUUCGAAUCUUUAUUGAAGAUUUUGUCUUUGGUCAACUUACCAAGGAGGAUUUGGAUUACAGAAAGUGAGGGGAGACUGGUCAAGAACCAAGCUUUAGAUUAGAAAAUGGUAGAAAGGUGGAGUCUUCAGAAACCCAAUACCGGAAAGUUCAUGAUUGUUCAGUUUCUGGUGGGCUUCCGGGAAAGUUGCCAGUUGGGUUCUGGUUAUUGAGGUCUAGAAGGGAAGCAGGGAGCUUGGUUUUGGGUUUAGGUGAGUUUCCCAAACUGGGUCUGGUUCUGAUUCUGAGCUGAGAAAGAGUUGGGGGGAUUUUGGAGGUUGUGUCACUUGUGUGAUGAGAAUGGGGGAAAAUGUGGCAGCUUUGCAUACUGCUGUGAACUCUGUACAGGCACUGGGAAGAGGGUUUGAUGUGAACUAUGAUACCAGGCUGCUUUAUUGUAAGGGUGUGGCAGGGUCUAGGGUACUAGAGGUUGAUGAGGAGCAUACCAGGGAGCUCUGCCUUUAUGAUGAUGUAGUUGUGCCUAAUGUUUCCAGGGAUAUUAAGCUCUCUAAGGAGUCCAGGGAGCGGCAGAGCUCUGCAGUCUGCAGCUUUAAUGAGAUGGUGGAGUAUUUCAAUGACAGGUGUUAUAUAUCGGGAAGCUAUCCUGUGGGGAGUUUCAAUUUUUCAUUUAGCUUCAGUGGUUCAAAGCAUGUUGAUAUGGCAGGAACAAAGACACUCUCUAUGGAUGGCCUCUACAUUCCACUUGCUAAGAUCCAUCUUCUAAAAUCCCCAUUGAUGUUACAAGAAAAUGUGAAACGGGCUAUCCCAACUUGUUGGGAUCCCACAUCCUUGGCAAGCUUUAUUGAAAAUUUUGGCACUCACGUCAUAACAUCUGUAACUAUUGGUGGAAAAGAUGUUAUUUACGUCAAACAACACAAAUCUUCUCCUUUGUCAACCAUGGAGAUCAAGAACUACAUCCAAGACAUUGGAAAUCAGAGGUUCUUAGACACAGAAAGCAAUACAAGUUCAGGUCAAAUGAAUUUCAAGGAUAAGGGGUCUGAUUCUGGUUUAUUCAACAGUCAGGGGAUCUACCCUCAACCGACUACUGCACCAUAUCUUGCUGGGAAAGAAGAUGUUACUGUCAUUUUCCGAAGAAGGGGAGGAGACGAGCUGGAACAAAAUCACAUCCGUUGGGCAAGAACUGUCCAGGCCUCUCCAGAUGUAAUCGAUAUGACAUUUUUUCCUAUAACAGCUCUUCUUGAAGGAAUAAUUGGAAGGGAGCACCUUGUUCGAGCUAUUGGUCUAUAUCUUGAAUAUAAGCCUCCAAUAGAAGAACUCAGAUACUUCCUAGAGUUUCAGAUUUCUCGAAUAUGGGCUCCUGUAUAUGACCAAAAUCUUGCCCACCAAAGAAAGGAACCCGUUUGCCCAUCUUUGCAAUUCAGCAUAAUGGGGCAAAAACUGUAUGUCAGCCAAGAGCAGAUUACAGUUGGACGGAAGCCAGUGACAGGCUUGCGAUUAUGUCUUGAAGGAAGCAAGCAGAAUCGUCUUUGUAUCCAUCUUCAACACUUGGCUUCUCUUCCAAAGAUCCUUCUACCAUAUUGGGAUACCCAUGUUGCAAUCGGUGCUCCAAAGUGGCAAGGACCUGAGGAGCAAGAUAGCCGAUGGUUCGAGCCUGUGAAGUGGAAAAAUUUCUCUCAUGUGAGCACAACACCUAUUGAGAAUCCUGAAACCUUCAUAGGCGAUCUCUCUGGUGUCUACGUUGUCACAGGAGCUCAGCUUGGAGUUUGGGAUUUCGGAUCAAAAAAUGUUUUGUUCAUGAAGCUAUUAUAUUCAAGGCUGCCUGGCUGCACUAUAAGAAGAUCUUUGUGGGACCAUUCCCCAAAUGAAAAGACAAAGAAAGGGAAGUCUACAAGUUUAAAUGUCAAUGCCGGUGACUCAAGUUCCAGUUCUAGAGAAAAUAACACGGGCAGCAAGUUGGCGAAAUUUUUGGAUAUGUCAGAGAUGAGCAAGGGGCCGCAAGAUCAUCCAGGUCAUUGGUUGGUUACCGGUGGAAAGCUUGGUGUGGAAAAAGGAAAAAUUGUCUUAAGAGUGAAAUAUUCGCUGCUAAACUAUUGAGUGUUGUAAUAACCCUAGAUUUUCAAAAACAAUGUGUGAUUUGUUUUGAAUUCUAUUAAGUCGUGAAGUUGAUUUUUACCGAA
Argentina anserina (silverweed cinquefoil) is the source of this 2306-nucleotide messenger RNA. Its product is annotated as MACPF domain-containing protein CAD1-like. Lineage: Eukaryota; Viridiplantae; Streptophyta; Magnoliopsida; Rosales; Rosaceae. Gene Ontology annotation, biological process: regulation of salicylic acid mediated signaling pathway; plant-type hypersensitive response. The record is from RefSeq and is a predicted model, not a curated record. The coding region runs from base 463 to 2223 and encodes 586 amino acids. Gene Ontology annotation, cellular component: plasma membrane. The transcript has 7 exons.